Molecule: messenger RNA, 670 nt
Organism: Durusdinium trenchii
Lineage: Eukaryota; Dinophyceae; Suessiales; Symbiodiniaceae
Source: the annotation of a GenBank genome assembly
UCUCUGCCCAGUGCCCAGUGCAUGGACACAGUGCCAUCGGUCGCAUGUGGCCUCCACGGCUCGCCAUGACGCUGGCACGUCGCAUGCGUCCGUUCCGGGCACCGUGGCAUGUGUCCGGUGGCGGAGGUCAGGCUGCCCGGUGGAGGUCAGGGCAUGGGAGGCGGUCGAGGCUGGAAGCCUUGGAAGCGCUGGUGGAGCUGGAUGGGCUGCUUGAGGAUGAGCUCAUCGAAAAGGAGAUCCAUGCGAUUCAGCUCCAGCGGCUGCUGCACGAGGCCGGCGUCGCCUCCCGAGAGGAGCUGCACUCCGAGAGGCAGGUGGACGCGGUGGCUGAAGAACUCCCAGUGGUGAAAGCUCCGAGGCCCUCUGCAGAGCGGGAGGCGGAGCUCCGGGAGCAACUGCGCGAGUUGGACGAGCUUUUGGAGGAUGAGCUGAUCGAAGAGGAGGUGCAUGCUGAGCAGCAGAGGCGCUUGCAGCACUUGCUCGCGGAACUGGAGGAGCCCAGCGACGGACCAGUUUGAGGUUUGCAAGUUGACAGCUACGAGAACUGGGGCUCCCAUGUGCGCACGGCAAUGAAGGUAGCUGACACUUUGACAAAUCUGAGAAUGGGAUUCCAAGAUUUGCAUGACAUUAGUUCUUUGUUGCCUACUUGGCCAGCAAAUGGCCGGAGAUG